AUGGGGCACUUUCAAGGGCAAGCACUUAAUAGUGCUGCUGAGUGGCCUGCUGCAGCAGCAGCUACAGACAGUCCCUCAGAGGACAGUCCAGAAGCAGCAGCAGCAGCAGCAGCAGAUGGGCCAUCAGCAGCCGAUGCAGCGGAGUGUACCUCCAGCUCUGGCGAGACUCAAGGCUCAACAGCAGCAGCUGAUGCAGCAACAACACCAGCAGAAACUGCAGCAGCAGAUGCAGCAGUAGAUGCAGCAGCAGAUGCAGCAGCAGAUGCAGCAGCAGAAUCCGCAGCAGCGCCUGAAGGUGUAUCCUCAUCUCCUGCAGACCCAUCAUCAUCAUCAUCACCAUCAUCAUCAGCAGCAGCAGCAGGGGACACCGAAUCAGCAGCAGCAGGAGAAGGAGAAGAAGAAACAUCAGCAGUAGCAGCAGCAGCAGAAACAGCAGCAGCAGCAGCAGCAGCAGCAGCAGAAGCUCCGUCUGUGUGGUCCUUAUUUCCUACUGAUUGGCAAAUGUUACCAAUUAGCCGAAUUGCUUCUCUUCUUUUUGAAUCUCUUAUAUCGGGGGGGAGGUCGCUGCAGCGCGUCAGCAGCAAGCGCAGCAGCAGCAGCAACAGCAGCAGCAGCAGGAAUAGCAGCAGCAAUAGCAGCAGCAGGAAAUCAUCUCUAGAUCCACAGGCAGACUCAAGGCAUCGGAGUCCAAGGCGGACACACAGAGACAGUCAAGGGUCAUCUUCGGAGGGGACAGCAGAAUCUCCCUGCAGCUGCUGCAGCAGCAGCGGCAUCUGCAGCAGCGACAGCAACGGGGAGAAGACUACGCCGCUGCUAGGCCUGGCUAGCAGCAGGAGACACAGCAGCAGAGGGACACACAGCAGCAAAGCCUUAAGACAGCGCAGCAGGAGAUCACAGCAGCGGCUGCUGCGGCGGCCAUCUGCUAGGAGAACAUCACGUGGUGCUGCUGCUGCUGCUGCAUCUACUGCUGCAACUGCUACUGGUAGCGUCAGCAGGAGCAGCAGCAGCUGCUGCAGCAGCAGAGGGAACAGCAGCUGCGCAGAUGUGAGUGAUAACGCAGAUGAUGGGGAGGAAGACCAACACAAGCAGCACGAAGGGCACCACCAGCAGCAAGAGCAGCAAGAGCAGCAGCAGCAGCAGCAGCAGCAGCAGCACGAAGACAGCGGCACGAAGCCAUCCUUAGAAAAUUGGAUGGGGACUUUGGGCCUUGAAAAUGUUCCCUUAGAAAAACUUAUUAUACCGGGUAAACAGCAGCAGCAGCAGCAGCAACAGCAGCAGCAGCAACAGCAGCAGCAGCAGCAGUAA
This is a messenger RNA of Eimeria maxima, 1305 nucleotides long. RefSeq lists its product as hypothetical. The coding region runs from base 1 to 1305 and encodes 434 amino acids. The transcript has 2 exons. Lineage: Eukaryota; Apicomplexa; Conoidasida; Eucoccidiorida; Eimeriidae. The record is from RefSeq and is a predicted model, not a curated record.